Molecule: messenger RNA, 1003 nt
Organism: Panthera uncia (snow leopard)
Lineage: Eukaryota; Metazoa; Chordata; Mammalia; Carnivora; Felidae
Gene: MXRA7
Product: matrix remodeling associated 7
Exons: 7
Coding region: 1-810 (269 amino acids)
Source: RefSeq, a predicted model, not a curated record
AUGGUUACAGCUGUACAGGCGGCAGCGCGGGAGAAGUUCCCCGUGCCUCCUGAGGGCCUGAGGUGUGGCCUCCUGGCGUUGUCCCCCACUGCCGUCGUCCCUUUGGGCGCUCACACCGAGGGAGAUGGCGGCGCAGAACUCGGGUGUUUUCGGGCCCUGAGGGGCGAGCGGACUCGGAUUUGCGUGCGAGCCGGUUACGCGUACGAAGUGCCGCGUGUGCGCCACCUCCCCGUGUCACCCUUUGUCCGAAGCCGCGUGGUGGCGACCCAGCCGGCACUCCAGGGCCACGGUUUAGGCGAGCCUUCCGGCCUCACCGGGCCUCGGCAUUCCGCUGGCGGUUCCAAAGUGCGGGCGGAAAUGCUGCCGAAAACGACGGCCCCCGGGACCCCCGCGCCGCCCGGCCCCUGCGCCCCGGAGCCGGCGGCCGCGCCGGAGGACCCGGGGGAGCUCGAGGGCCCGGGGGAGCGCGCGGCGGCGCCGGCGGAGGCGGAGGCGGAGGCGGAGGCGGAGGAGCAGGCCGCCGAGGCCAGGCAGGAAGAGGAGCAGGAGCAUGAUGGCCAGGAGGACCCACCCCGAGCAGAGCCUGAGGAGGAAGAUGGGGGAGAGGUCUUCUCCUUUAAAUACAGCCCCGGGAAGCUGCGGGGAAACCAGUACAAGAAGAUGAUGACCAAAGAGGAGCUGGAGGAAGAACAGAGAGUGCAGAAGGAGCAGCUGGAGGCCAUCUUCAAGCUCAUGAAGGACAACAAGGAGACGUUUGGGGAGAUGACAGACGGCGACGUGCAGGAGCAGCUCCGGCUCUACGACAUGUAGGCCGCCUCCGCCCGCGAGGCCCCGUCCCCGACUUGCCGGCUGCGGCAGGCUCGCUCGCUCGCUCGCUCUCGCGUCUGUAGCUGUAGAGGCGCUACACACGGGCCAUGCGGUUCCCAAGACUUAGGCAUGGUUUUCCAGCAAUCGGGAUUAUUGUCUUCGGAGUCAGACAUUUUUUUUUUUUUUUUUUUUUUUU